AUGAUGAAUUUCGCUCUUAGCAGCCAAUUCUAUAUCGAUGCUCUAGAACGUGCGAUACACGAGCAAGUUCCGCAGCACUUUCAAACGCUGGCGGAAGAAAACCAGCUCAAUCCGUUCGAUCUCGUACCACUGGACAUGAUGACGACGGUGGUGGAACCGUCAGCGGAUGACAUUGGCUCCGCGAUCGAAGAGGAGCGCGAGACAAAGUAUCUGCAGUCAGCGCAAAACCAGCAGCUGCCGCAGCAGCAAUCCGACGAGCAGCACAGUAGUAGUGGCAGCGAAGGCAACCCAUUCUGCGACAUCAAUGAUAAUAGUAUUCUGGUUGAGUUUGAAAAGAUAGACGAUGAGCUGGAUGAGGACGGAGGAUGUAAUAAAGAAAACAAUACUCUAUACGAAGACGGAGAGCCAUCGCAUGCCACUAUCACGAUCGAGGGUCCGGACAAUCAAAUACUGGCCCGGUAUCGUUGCAACUAUGGCAGUUGUAACCGCAGCUAUAGUACGGUAGGCAACCUGAGGACACACAUGAAAACACACCGAGGUGAGUACAAGUUUAAAUGCACCGAAGAGGGCUGCACCAAAGCGUUCCUGACGUCCUACAGCCAGAAGAUACAUAUACGCGUCCACACGAAGGUGAAACCGUACAUCUGCAGCGAGAGCAGCUGUCGCAAAGCGUUCAACACGCGGUACCGUUUGAGGGCACACGAGCGGCUCCACAAUGGCGAAACGUUCAAUUGUUCCGUCUGCCAGAAGGUUUUCACCACGCUGAGUGAUCUGAAGAAACAUUCGCGUGUUCACACUCAAGAGAGACCGUACAAAUGCAAAGAAGAUAAAUGUGGCAAAGCGUUCACCGCAUCGCAUCAUCUGAAAACGCACAUCCGGACACAUUCGGGUGAACGUCCCUUUUCGUGCAAGAUCAAUGAUUGUAACAAAUCCUUCAGCACACCCCACAGUCUGAAAACACAUUCGAAAACACAUGAAAAAGCGAAGAAAAAAUUUUCCAAAUCCUCCAAAAUGAAGAAAAUGCGUUCAUCGGCUGAUGAUCAUGAAGCUGAAAUGUCCUCCUACGAUAUUGUGCUUCUGGACGAUGAAUAUGAAACAGAAGGGACACGUGCAAUCGACAACGUUAAUGACCAGUCCCCGAAUGCGCAACAGGCUGAUGUGGAUCCGCCAGAUCCUGUGAACAGCAUUGUGGCUGCCGAGAACGAAUUUAGCUUCGUACAGGUGAAUGAUUUCCACGAAUCAAAGGCCCUCGAACUGGCGCUUGCCGCGGAGGAAGAGCUUAACCCACAAUGGAUCGACAUUUCGAUGUUACAAACGAAAUCGCUCGCAACACUCGAUCCCGUAACGUCCGCCUGUGUAGCACUCCCGACCAAUGUUCCGUCAUAUGUGGAUCUUUCAUUUAAUGUGAAUGUAGCGGACUAUCUACCGACCACGGAUACGAUUGCCGCAACCACUACAACCACAGGUGGAGCUGAUCUUACCGGUGAACUUCCUGCCGAUGGAUCGCAGGUGUUUACAAUCGAGAAUUAUUUUGACGAAAAUUUGCUUGAAAGUGCCAACGCUACCGUACAGAUUGAUCGUGCAAUACAAAACAGUGAACAGCGUGCCGGUGUGGUGAAGCAGGAAGAACAGGAAGAAACGGAAAAGCUAAUCAAUGAACUGUUUGCCGAGGAGUUCCUACCGAAGCUAAAUUCAUCGUCGGAUGCUAUGGCAGGGAGUACGCAAGGUCCCGAACCAUUGGGAAGUGGCGGUUUCGUAUCGGUUAACCAAAUGGAAACUGCUCAAUCCGAACCAAACAACAUGCUAAUGAACGGCCCAAUCCCUGUGGCGGUUGCUUCGACCAAAACACUUAAGGACAUAACGGCCGAUGCAGAUAUUUGUCGUUGUGUCAAUUGCCAGUGUGAUCCGUUGCAGGGUUGCAUUGGAGGCUGUGGUCCUGAGAAUCCUUGCCGUGGUACAGCAUCUGCAAGUUCCGAAUUCAACGCAUCUCCUUCGCUGCUGCCAACCAUAUCCCAAACGCAGGAUCGACACCAUGCACAGUUGCAACCAGCAACCUCGAUUGAAGCGCAAUCCACCACCGUACCUGGUGGCACCGUGCACUUGAUGGCAAUGCAGCAACCUCAAGUCGAACCGUUAAAAGAACCUUUUUUGCAAUCUUCUUGUUGCAAAGCAUCGGUAGCAGCAAACGACAAUGGUAUUAGUGGAAUCGGACCCAAACUAACCGAUCAACUGGAACCGCUGACUAAUAUGCUGAAAAGCUUACAGAACUGUUCCUGUGCUGGACCGCGGGAUGGCCAUUCGAAGGGUUGUUGUGUGGUCAUUUGUUUGAAGACGCUGGAAACGCUCAAAAAGGUACUGAGCACACACUCCAGCUUGAUCCAUUGUCAGAAUAGCAGUAGUGCCAUAAUCAACUGA
Molecule: messenger RNA, 2415 nt
Organism: Anopheles marshallii
Lineage: Eukaryota; Metazoa; Arthropoda; Insecta; Diptera; Culicidae
Gene: MTF-1
Exons: 6
Coding region: 1-2415 (804 amino acids)
Biological process (GO): regulation of transcription by RNA polymerase II
Cellular component (GO): nucleus
Source: RefSeq, a predicted model, not a curated record